ACCGACAGUCACAUGAUGACGCAGGAGUCACAUGACGUUUGUUAGACGCAGCAGCUAAAAUCCUGCGGUUGAGUCUCCAGAUCUCGGUCAACAUCACUCUUCUCACGUACAGCUCAGGUUAAAUAGACAGUCAAACAGGUUAGAAAGGCAGUCUGGGUCGACAGAGUGGUUGCAGAUGGAGGUAGAGGAGAUGGAAGAUGAGGGACCUUCAUCCCAGAGUGAAGAUCUCCAGCUGGCACUGCAGGACUCACUGGAGGGCUCAGCCCCUGUGGAGAAUGUGUUUGUGGAUAAGAAAGCAGUGGUCAAACUCACAGAGGGAUUACUCUCUCACUACCUACCAGAUCUACAGAACUCUAAACGAGCCCUUCAAGAGCUCACACAAAAUCAGCUGGUGCUGUUGGACACACUGGACCAAGAAGUCACCAAGUUCAGAGAUUGUAACACCUUACUGGACCUGAAUUCACUCUUUGUAGAGGCGAAGGUUUACCACAAUAAACUGGUGAAUAUAAGGAAAGAGAUGAUUAUGCUUCACGAAAAGACAACUAAACUAAAGAAAAGAGCAUUGAAGCUGCAGCAACAGAAGCAGAGGGAGGAGCUGGAGAAGGAGCAGCAACGAGAGAAGGAGCUCGAGAGAGAACGACAGCUUAUCGCCAAACCCGCCAAAAGAACGUAGGAUCCCCAAGUCUGCUGUAUUAAUGGAACAUACAGGUGGUUUUGCAUGUCUUGGCCUAUUUAUUACAUAUCAACUACGGUGCAUUACUGCUGCUGACCAUUUUCCAAAGUGCAAGUUUUUUUUGUGUAUUUUUGAAAUUUUUGGCCUUUUCUUGGUUAGAGUAGAGAAUCAUAGUCGGGGCACAAAGAUGGAGUUGAGAUGCAGCCUACGACCAGGAGCGCUGCGUUUACAUCCCAGACUCAACACCCUGGGCUUCUUAGGUCUUUGAAUGCAUCUCCCUGCCAUCCAUGCAUUAUCAUCAAUCCAUUACGAAGAAUAUCGACGUGUACUUGAAUAUUUUAGGGAAGAACAAUCCAUCAUUAGCGAUCUGCCAGAGAAGAAGAAGAGCAAGCGGCACAAUGCUAUUGUUGCACUGUGGAUGACUGCAAUUUAGAAUACAAGUUCUGUGAGCGUUCAGGGAGGAGGGAACAAGUCUACGAGUUUCCGCCCAACUAAUCUUUUUCUGAGAGCUAUAGAAUAUUAUAUCAUCCAUCUUUGCUCACCACAUCUCAGCCUUUAUUACCCUCAGAUGUGAAUACACUACAGGUCAGGAACCUUCUUCUUUGUUUAUCUUGUGGGUAUCUGCCAUGAGAACUGGGUAAUUAUUGGUAUCUGCUGAAAAAAAUCCAUAUCAUGCAUCUCUGCUGUUUUUGUCUAACUUAAAUUAUUAUGAGGUGAUACUGCAGUCGAAAGCGCUCACUAAUGUGACAGGUUUGCACAAUACCCCAGUUAAGAUAAACAAUAAAAGGAGACCUGUUUUUUACAAUGCUUUACAGCCGGUCUCAGCAGUUUUUAUAGUGCAGACCUGUUUAAUUGGAAUUGUGUAACUUGAGUCAAAGUUUACUGACCGUUAGCUAUUUAAAAACAUUUUUGGUGGACGGCUUCUUCAAUCAAACGUGUUGCAAGAAAUGGUUUGAAGUUGCUGGAACAGGACUGCAAUUUGAUUUAAACACACUUACGUGUUGGCUUUGUUUCCAACAGUAUAACAGAAAACACUGUAAAUGUCUCUUAUAGCAUUUGAAAUAAUUUCUGCAGAACAUGCUUGACUUUGGGUGCAUUAGUUGUUAUAGUGAGUUUGUAGCUCGACUGCUGUUGUUUCUUAACUUGUACCACACUCACCCAUCUGCAGUAGCAAACAAAUAAGAACAAUCUAGAACUUUUCAAUUUAAAGCCUUUAAAAAACAUCUUUGUAAGAAUUUGAUUAAAAAAAAAAAAAAAUGCUAAAAUGCUUUGGAAAAUGGUCACUUUAUAGAUAGUACAUGUGAUUCAUAGCAAAUGGGCUUCAACUUGCAAAAGCUCUGGUAUGAUCCUUUAUGUCCGACACUUGCCAAGAUGACCAUAAACCAAAGACAUGGACUGAAUCUUCAAAUGCUGGUUCUUCUAUCAACCUCUGGUGACACACGAAAUGAACUGGAACAAAGAAAGUUUUGACAAUGAGCAGGAGAAUCAAUGCGUUUGCUGUCUUUUGUUUAAGAUGAAGUGUUAAUAUAUGUUGUUGUUGUUGUUGUUGUUGGGCGUUGUGCCUAGUUAGUAUUGAAUGUUAUUAAAACAACAAAAGGUAUGUUGUAUAAAAUCAGAUAGGUCUGCACUAAACUGUAUUUCUGGUGUCCAGAUUUUAUGAGAAUGGAUGAUAAGAUGUACCAAACUUCGCCCCCUGUCAUACAGAGCCAUCUGUACAUUUGUUUAACAGACCUUUCGAAAGGCUUCUAUGCACUACUGGAACUCCACUGUUUGUAUUAUUAAUAAUAAAAGCAACACAAACUGAUCUGUAAAAUGAAGAUCAGUAAAAUUA
Messenger RNA from Acanthopagrus latus (yellowfin seabream), 2504 nucleotides. It is a transcript of the gene bloc1s6, whose product is annotated as biogenesis of lysosomal organelles complex-1, subunit 6, pallidin. NCBI's taxonomy places the organism in Eukaryota, Metazoa, Chordata, Actinopteri, Spariformes, Sparidae. Bases 176 to 673 code for a protein of 165 amino acids. Gene Ontology annotation, biological process: intracellular transport. The record is from RefSeq and is a predicted model, not a curated record. Gene Ontology annotation, cellular component: transport vesicle; BLOC-1 complex; extrinsic component of membrane. The transcript has 6 exons.